Pipistrellus nathusii (Nathusius's pipistrelle) is the source of this 1821-nucleotide messenger RNA. The record is from the annotation of a GenBank genome assembly. Lineage: Eukaryota; Metazoa; Chordata; Mammalia; Chiroptera; Vespertilionidae.
AUGAGCGAUUCGCCCGCUGGAUCUAACCCAAGGACACCCGAAAGCAGCGGCAGCGGCAGCGGCGGCGGCGGGAAGAGGCCGGCGGUGCCGGCGGCGGUGUCCCUCUUGCCCCCGGCGGACCCCCUGCGCCAAGCGAACCGGCUCCCGAUCAGGGUCCUGAAGAUGCUGAGCGCUCACACCGGCCACCUCCUGCACCCGGAGUACCUGCAGCCGCUGUCUUCCACCCCCGUCAGCCCCAUUGAGCUGGACGCCAAGAAGAGCCCGCUGGCGCUGCUGGCCCAGACCUGCUCGCAGAUCGGCAAGCCGGACCCGCCGCCCUCGUCCAAGCUCAACGCGGUGGCGGCGGCGGCCAACGGGCUGGGGGCGGAGAAGGACCCCGGCCGCUCCGCCCCGGGCGCCGCCGCCGCCUCGGCGUCCGCGGUGCUCAAGCAGCUGGGGGACUCCCCCGCGGAGGACAAGUCCAGCUUCAAGCCCUACUCCAAGGGCUCCUCCGGCGGCGACUCCCGCAAAGACGGCGGCUCCUCCUCCGUGUCCUCCACCUCCUCCUCCUCGUCGUCCUCCUCGCUGUCCCCGGGAGACAAGGCGGGCUUCAGGGUGCCCGGCGCCGCCUGCACGCCCUUCCCCCCGCACGGAGCGCCCGUCUCCGCGUCUUCGUCUUCCUCGUCGCCCGGCGGCUCCCGGGGCGGCUCCCCGCACCACUCCGACUGCAAGAACGGCAAUGGCGGCAGCAGCGGGGAGCUGGACAGGAAAGACCUGGAGCCCAAACCCAGCCCGGAGGCCGUGACCGUGAGCCGCGGGAGCGGCGGGGAGCCGGGCGGUGGCGGUGCCGCCGACGGAGGGGCCUCUGGGCGCAAGUCGGAGCCGCCAUCGGCGGCGCUGGUCGGGGCCGGCCACGUGGCCCCGGUGUCGCCCUACAAACCCGGCCACUCGGUGUUCCCGCUGCCGCCGUCCAGCAUCGGUUACCACGGCUCCAUCGUGGGCGCCUACGCCGGCUACCCGUCCCAGUUCGUGCCUGGCCUGGAUCCCAGCAAGUCGGGCCUCGUGGGAGGCCAGCUGUCGGGGAGCCUGGGCCUGCCGCCGGGCAAGCCCCCCAGCUCGAGCCCGCUCACCGGGGCGUCCCCGCCCUCCUUCCUGCAGGGAUUAUGCCGCGACCCCUACUGCCUGGGCGGCUACCACAGCGCCUCGCACCUCAGCGGCGGCGGGGGCUCCAGCUGCUCCACCUGCAGCGCGCACGACCCAUCGGGGCCCGGCCUGAAGGCGGGCGGCUACCCGCUGGUAUACCCCGGGCACCCGCUGCAGCCCGCCGCGCUCUCGUCCAGCGCCGCCGCCGCCCAGGCCGCGCUGCCGGGCCACCCCCUCUACACCUACGGCUUCAUGCUGCAGAACGAGCCGCUGCCGCACAGCUGCAACUGGGUGGCGGCCAGCGGGCCGUGCGACAAGCGCUUCGCCACCUCGGAGGAGCUGCUGAGCCACCUGCGGACUCACACGGCCCUGCCCGGCGCCGAGAAACUUCUGGCCGCCGCCGCCUACCCCGGGGCCUCGGGCCUGGGCAGCGCCGCCGCCGCUGCAGCCGCUGCGGCCGCCGCCGCCUCCUGCCACCUGCACCUCCCCCCGCCCUCCGCCCCCGGCAGCCCCGGGUCGCUGUCCCUGCGGAGUCCACACACUUUGGGGCUAAGCCGGUACCACCCCUACGGCAAGAGCCACUUGUCCACAGCCGGGGGGCUGGCCAUGCCGUCCCUUCCCACAGCCGGACCCUACUACUCGCCAUACGCGCUGUACGGACAGAGACUAGCCUCCGCCUCGGCGCUCGGAUACCAGUAA